AUGCGUCUCCCCUCCCUUAGCGCCGGGCUCUUGGCUGUCAGCUCGCUGUGGACUGCCGUCUCAGCUACCCCGGGUCAUGGCGUCCAGCUGACUGGCAAGCAUAAAAUUACUCCCAAGGUCUUUAUCGUGUCCAUGUUUGCUCCAGAAGCUGAGGCUUGGUGGGAUAUUCCUGAAUUCAACCUGUUGGCGCACAAUAUCACGGUCCCAGGUCUGUCGCCUCUCUUCCCGGAUGUCCACUGCACGGCCGACUACAGCGUCUGCCAGCUCGUCACCGGUGAAGGCGAGAUCAACGCCGCCGUGACCCUAUCCUCGCUUCUGUUCUCUCCCAUCUUCGACCUCACGCACACCUACUUCUUCGUGGCAGGCAUUGCCGGUGUCAACCCGAAGGUGACGACGAUCAACUCGGCGACUUUUGCGCGGUACGCCGUGCAGGUUGCGCUGCAGUAUGAGAUCGACCUGCGUGAGCUGCCCGACAACUGGACGACCAGCUACUUCCCGCAGGGCGCCCAGAAGCCAUUCGAGUACCCGACCUCGAUCUACGGAACCGAGGUGUUUGAGCUGAACGCUGACCUCCGCUCGAUUGCGGCUUCGUUUGCUCGUCGCGCGAACCUCUCCGACUCGACCGCUGCUCAGGAAUACCGCGCCAAGUACACUACCGACGAUGAAGUCUAUGCCGCGGGCACUAAGGCGCCGUCCGUAGUGGAAUGCGACGUCACCACCACCGAUGUGUACUUCAGCGGCAGUCUGCUGAGCGACGCCUUUGACAAGACCACCAGCGUGCUUACAAACGGCACUGGUGUGUACUGCUCGACGGCUCAGGAAGACAACGCGACUCUGGAGGCUUUGCUGCGCGCGGCCAAGCACAACCUCACCGAUUUCUCGCGUAUCAUCGUCAUGCGCACGGGAUCGGACUUUGAGCGCGGAUAUGAAGGCCAGUCUGCGCUGGACAACCUGUUGUACGCAGACCAGGGCGCAUUCGAGCCUGCAGUGCAGAAUUUGUACAACGCUGGUGUGCAGGUUGUUCAGGGUAUCCUGCGCGGGUGGGACACCACCUUCGCUGCUGGCGUCAAGCCCAGCAACUACAUCGGUGACAUCUUCGGUACUCUGGGUGGCAAGCCGGACUUUGGGCCUGGAAGCGAGCAGGCGAAGGAGGACGCUGGGGCGUUGACCAAGCGUGGGAUGGGUCUGGCAAAGAGAAGCCGGAGCGUGCGGAGGUAA
Messenger RNA from Aspergillus chevalieri, 1218 nucleotides. Its product is annotated as purine-nucleoside phosphorylase. Lineage: Eukaryota; Fungi; Ascomycota; Eurotiomycetes; Eurotiales; Aspergillaceae. Gene Ontology annotation, biological process: transmembrane transport. The record is from RefSeq and is a predicted model, not a curated record. The transcript has a single exon. The coding region runs from base 1 to 1218 and encodes 405 amino acids. Gene Ontology annotation, cellular component: endoplasmic reticulum.